Eupeodes corollae is the source of this 2252-nucleotide messenger RNA. It is a transcript of the gene Cpsf73, whose product is annotated as cleavage and polyadenylation specificity factor 73. Gene Ontology annotation, cellular component: mRNA cleavage and polyadenylation specificity factor complex. The transcript has 7 exons. The coding region runs from base 97 to 2151 and encodes 684 amino acids. Gene Ontology annotation, molecular function: RNA endonuclease activity; 5'-3' exonuclease activity; RNA binding. Lineage: Eukaryota; Metazoa; Arthropoda; Insecta; Diptera; Syrphidae. Gene Ontology annotation, biological process: mRNA 3'-end processing by stem-loop binding and cleavage. The record is from RefSeq and is a predicted model, not a curated record.
AUAUCGAUUAUUAAACGCGCUUUCAUAAAAAUAAAAACCCGGCAUUCAUAAAAAAGUAUAAACGAAAAGUUUUUAAUAAAUUUUCCCUGAAAUAAAAUGUCCAAUAAACCUGAAGAAUCAGUACCAGCUGAAGAAAAUGAUCUACUUCAAAUCAAACCAUUGGGUGCUGGCCAAGAAGUGGGUCGUUCAUGCAUCAUGCUCGAUUUCAAGGGAAAGAAAAUUAUGCUUGACUGUGGGAUCCAUCCAGGGCUAUCGGGAAUGGACGCACUUCCCUAUGUCGAUUUGAUCGAUGCCGAUGAAGUAGACUUGCUUUUGAUAUCCCAUUUUCACUUGGAUCACUGUGGAGCGUUGCCAUGGUUCUUGAUGAAAACCAGCUUCCGUGGUCGGUGCUUCAUGACGCACGCCACCAAAGCCAUCUACCGAUGGAUGCUUUCCGAUUACAUUAAGAUCAGCAACAUCUCCACCGAACAGAUGCUCUACACUGAAGCCGAUCUGGAGGCGAGCAUGGAAAAGAUCGAAACGAUAAACUUCCACGAAGAACGAGACGUUAUGGGCAUCAGAUUCUGGGCCUACCAUGCGGGCCAUGUUCUUGGAGCGGCUAUGUUUAUGAUAGAAAUAGCUGGGGUUAAGAUUCUCUACACAGGGGACUUCUCGCGACAGGAGGAUCGCCAUCUAAUGGCUGCAGAAAUCCCCCAAAUGCGUCCGGAUGUCCUGAUCACCGAAUCCACUUAUGGAACACACAUCCAUGAGAAACGAGAAGACAGAGAAAGUCGAUUCACAUCAUUGGUUCAGAAGAUUGUCCAACAAGGUGGACGUUGUUUGAUUCCGGUCUUCGCCUUGGGUCGAGCUCAGGAAUUGUUGCUUAUUCUGGACGAGUAUUGGAGCCAGAACCCAGAACUACAUGAAAUCCCGAUUUACUAUGCGUCUUCCCUGGCCAAAAAGUGUAUGGCUGUCUAUCAGACAUUCAUCAAUGCCAUGAACGACAAAAUUCGACGGCAAAUCGCCGUCAAUAAUCCUUUCGUCUUCCGACACAUUUCGAAUUUGAAAGGCAUCGACCAUUUCGACGAUAUUGGACCGUGUGUGGUGAUGGCUUCGCCAGGUAUGUUGCAGAAUGGUUUGUCGCGAGAGCUCUUCGAGAAUUGGUGCACCGAUGCCAAGAAUGGAGUCAUAAUUGCUGGUUACUGUGUGGAGGGAACUCCGGCAAAGACAAUUCUCUCUGAGCCAGAAGAGAUUACUACGAUUUCGGGACAAAAGCUGCCACUGAAUAUGUCGGUGGACUAUAUUUCGUUUUCGGCUCACACAGAUUACCAACAGACGAGUGAAUUUAUCCGAUUGCUCAAACCGGCUCAUGUGGUUCUAGUCCAUGGCGAACAAAAUGAAAUGUUCCGCUUGAAGUCAGCUUUACAACGUGAAUACGAAGCUGAUCCCAACACAACUAUUAACUUUUACAAUCCUCGCAACACACACUCAGUGGAUUUGAAUUUCCGUGGAGAGAAAACUGCCAAAGUAAUGGGUUCAUUGGCUGCCAAAGAUCCCGUAGUAGGUGCCACCUUGUCUGGAGUACUUGUUAAACGAGACUUCAAAUAUCAUAUUCUAGCACCCUCCGAUUUAGCAAAAUACACCGACAUGAGUAUGUCCGUCAUAACUCAGCGUCAAAGCAUACCUUGGGCUAGUUCCAUGAACACACUAAAACUGCUUCUCGAUCGAGUUGGCGGUCCUGGUACGGUAAGUGUUGUGGAAGAUGAUAAAAAGAUUCGAGUGUUUAAUUGUCUGGACCUGACAAUUGAAGGCAAAAUUAUCAUCAUGGAAUGGCAGGGUACACCUGUGAAUGAUAUGUUUGCCGAUGCUGCUCUAGCGUGUAUAAUGCAAACCGAAAUGGGCGGAACAAAUAUCAAGGGAACGACCGGGGUUGUGAAACCCGAUAAAACACACUUCAAAGAGUGUCUCAUAGAGACAUUGCAAGAUACCUUCGGCGAACAUUCUGUACCGAAAAUGUUCAAAGGUGAAGUUCUUCCAGUUACCGUUGCAGAUAAGAAAGCAGAAGUAAAUCUGGAAACUUUGGCUGUUACCUGCAAUGAAGAUGAAAAUCUACGACAUUUUAUUCAUACCGCUGUGCAAAAACUUUAUCAAGCUCUUGUUCAGAUGCCUUGAAUUCGUUUGUGGUGUUAUUUUUCGCUUUGUGUUGGUUUUUUUGAAUAUUAGUAUCUUAAGAAGUUAAUAAAAAUAUGAUCAGUUAAAUGAUUUAUCUAAGA